AUGUCGACUAGUCCUUCUCAAAGAAAUAGUUCACCAGAAAUAGCUACUACAAUGACAAGUAAUAUUAAUGAAGAUGAUGCACAACAGUUUCAACAAAUUAUACGUGACCGAAAAUACGAACGCGAAGAUAUUCAAAAGAAAGCAUUCACUAAAUGGGUUAAUAAUCAAUUAGCUAAUGCAAGUUCAACACUAGCUGUUACAGAUUUAUUUCAAGAUUUACGUGAUGGUGUCGUCCUACUUCGAUUAUUGGAAAUACUUACUGGGAAUGAAUAUAAAAGAGAAAAUGGUAAAAUGCGUGUACAUCAUAUUGAAAAUGUUAAUAAAGUCAUUGCUGUACUUAAUGAACAUGGAAUUAAACUUCUUAAUAUAUCAUCUAAUGAUAUUGUUGAUGGUAAUCCAAAAUUAACACUUGCAUUAAUAUGGUCAAUUAUUCAAUAUUGGCAAGGAAAAGAUGUUAUUGAAUCUGUUGUACCUGAUUCACGACAGACAAAUAUUGAAAAAUUUCUUCUUUCAUGGUGUCAACAACAAACAAAAGGAUAUAAAGGUGUAACAAUUAAUGAUUUUACACGUAGUUGGCAAGAUGGUCUUGCUUUUAAUGCAUUAAUUCAUAAGUUUCGUCCAGAUUUAUUUGAUUAUGACGAUCUUUUACAAAAUACACAAGCUAAAAAUCUUGAAAAUGCAUUUAGUGUAGCAAAAAAUAGUUUCAAAAUUGAUCGAUAUCUUGAUGUUGAAGAUCUUCUCUCAGAUUAUCCUGAUAGAAAAUCUAUUUUAAUGUAUGUAAUGUGUCUCUUUCAACAAUUACCAUCAAGUAAUAUUGUGAUCGAAGAUAAUGAGAAAAUUGAACCAUCGACGACGACGAUUACAAGUGAUAAUACAACGGAGAUAAAGUCUCUAUCAGAAAAUGAUUUAAUACAAUUGAACAAUUUUAAAACAAAUAUUGAAAGAAUACUUCAAUGGAUUCUUAAACUUGAAGAUGAACUUGAUAAACAAGAUAAAACUAUGUCAAAUGAUUUAAAAACUAUUAAAGAACAAUUUCAAAAUCAUGAAGAGUUUAUGGUUAGUUUAACAAAAGAUCAAAAUCAAAUUGGUGAUAUACUUCAUGAAGGAAAUCAAUUAUUACGAACACAUAAAAUUAAUUUACAACCACGAGAAGAAAAUGAAAUAAAAGAACAAAUGAAAGUUCUUAAUCACCGAUGGGAAUUAUUACGUUCAAAAUCACUUGAUAGACAAUCAAUUCUUCAUAAAACUUUAAUGAAACUUCAACUUGAUCAAAUUGAAACAUUCGAUAAUUGGUUAUAUCAAACUGAACAACGUAUAUCAAGAGAUUUAGAUGUAAUGGGAACAAAUUUAUCAGGUAUUGAACGACAAUAUCAACAAUUAGCUCAAUUACAAGAUGAACUUGUUGCACAACAAAUUACAACUGAAUCAUUACAAAAUAUGAUUAUUGUUGUUGAUGAUACGUCAUCAAAUGAUGAAGAUCAAAUAUCACCAACAUAUACAUCAACAGAAAUCGAAGGAAAAUUAUUAAAUUUAAGUGAACGUUGGGCACAUAUAUGUAAUUUUGUACAUAAUCGUUGGAUACAAUUACAAGAAGUUAAAAUUGAAUUUGAACAAAUUGAAUUAAAUCUUAAUAAAGUUGAUAAAUGGUUAAUAGAUAAAGAAAAUGAAAUGAAUAAAAUGAAAUCAGAAACAAAUAUUAGUAAUACUGAUAUACUUAUGCAACAAGUUCAUUCAAUUCAGAAAACCGAAUCAGAAAUGAAUGAUAUACGUCAAUCAAUUCUAUCAUUAGAUAAUAGUUUAAAAAUUCUUAGUACAUUUUAUGAUAGUACAACAUCAAAUGAAUUAAAAAUUUUAAAUGAACAAAUAAAUAAUUUUGAAAAACGUUGGGCACAACUUAUUGAUGACCUUGAACAAUGUUCAACAAAAUUAAAAAAAUUGAGUGUAAAUUUUGAAAAAAAUGCUCAAACAAAUAUAAAACCAACUACUGAUGUAGCACAAAAACCAACAACAACAACAACAACAACAACAGUCGUUGAAGAAACAAUAAUAACAACUGAUCAAACUCCAGAUGAUUCAAUAAAUAAAAAGCAAAAAAUAAAUUAUGAAAAUACAUUAAAAUCAGAUUUUGAUUUAUCAGCUAGAAAAUAUAUUGAUUGGAUUGAUAAUAUUGAAAGAAUAUUAGAUGAAAAAUCAGUGAAUCAAUUACAAUUGCAUGAACGAGAACAUAUUAUUCAAGAAGUUAAAACAAAAUAUCUAUCAUAUGAUGAUCAAUUUAAAGUUCUUAUUCAAACAGGAAAUGUCAUAACCAAACAAUUGAAAGAUGCAAAUGAAGAUUCGAAUGAACAUGAAUCAACAUUAAAAAUAUUAGAAAAUCGAUGGCAAGAACUUCAUAAACAAAUUCUUAAAUAUGAACAAGAUAUUGAACAAUCAAAAUUUAAUGAUGAAAUUCAAGAAUUAAUUAAAAUACGUAAUGAAUAUCAAACAUGGCUUGAUUCAACACCAUUAUCUUAUUCAAAUACUGAAUAUCAGACGUUACUUAUAACUAGUUAUUUGCAUUUUCAUUCACCUCACGAUAUUUGUAUACAUACAUAUACUGGAUUGACGAAACGUGCAAAAUUAACAAAUUUUCAAACAUAUAACGAACGACUUGCUCAUUUAAAACGUAUGGCUGAUCAUUUUGAUACAAAUACUAUACAACGUACAAAUGAUUUGUUACGUUCAUGGGAUGAAACACAUUCUCGAAUACGUGAACGAAUUAUUCCUGUCGAACAUAUGCAACAACAAUCAUCAGGAACUACAACUGGUUCGAACGUAACAUCGUUUCGUCAAACAGGUAUUUCAUCAGUUCCAAUAAGUCCAAAUCAAACAGAAAUACAUGAUCAAUUAUCAACAGCAACAACAACAGCAGCAACAACAACAACAAAUCUAGGUCCAUCAAUUGGUGAAAAUGGUAGUGUUUUUACUUUAACAAAUAUUUAUACAUUUGGUGGUAAUGAUGGAUCGUAUAACACUGGUUUAUCGGAUUUAGCAUCAGAUAAAUAUCGUGUAAAAUCAUAUGUUGAAGUAUUUGAUCAGCCAUCAUCACAACAAGAUAGUGAAUAUGAACGACGUUAUCGUGAAAGUCAUUCAUCAUCUGUUACACGAAAAAUACGUACAAGUGCUACUGACACAUAUGAUUAUGGUCAAAAUGGAAAUUAUGAAUCAGCACAUUAUCAACAUAACUAUGAAACAACAAGUCCAUCAUCACUAAGACAUAUUCAUGAACAACCAUUACCAGGUACAAAUUAUUUAUCAUUAUUACCAACAAUAUUUAAUGAUACUCAACGUAAAUUACGUGUAUGGCUUGAAUAUGUUGAACAAUCCUUAUUACAUGAUAAAGUUCGUGUUAAUGAUAUUCAUACAAUUACUACGAAAAAAAAAGUUUAUAAAGAUUUACUUGAUCAAACAUUUGAACAAGAACAUAAUUUAGAAUCAUUAAAUAAAAUAUCUAAUGAAUAUUAUUCAAAAUUAACUGUUGAUGUUAGUCGACGUUUACAAGAUGAAUUAAAUAAUUAUCGUGAUCGUUUAAAUGAUAUUAAAAUGUUUUUAAGUGAACGUUUAACAAAAUGUAGUACUCUUGAUAAAACAUUAAAUGAUUUUGAAAGUGGAGUUGAAGAAGUUAAAAUUUGGAUACGUAAUGCUCAAACACGUUUAACAAGUGAUACAAGUACAUAUGGAUUAGAAAACCAAUAUGGUCGAAGUCAAACUCUUCAACAUGAAAUACGUGAAAUGCAAAUAGUUAUUAAUCGCUUAAAUAAAGAUGUUAUUGAUUUAACACAAGAUGUUGAUGAAAUAUUAGGAAGACGUUUAAGAGAUGAUAUACGACAAUUAAAUGAAAGUUGGAGUCAUUUUAUUAGUUCAACGAAAACCUAUUCACAAAAUAUUCAGGAUGCUUUAAAACGUAAUAAAUUAAUACAAGAAGAUAUUCGUGAAUUAGAAGAUUGGAUUAUGGAAAAAGAACGUGAAACAUUACUUGAUGAUGGAUCAAUAUUUUAUCAUGAACAAUUGCGUGAACGACUUGAACAGUAUCAAAGACUUCAAACGGAACUUAAUAUUAAAGAACAUACUGUACGAACUUUAGUUGAUCAAACUCGUCAUGAUAUAAGUCAAUCAUCAGCUGAAUUAUCACAACAAAUUGAAAUGCUUGUUUCAAAUUGGACAAAUUUACAAAAAAGAGUUGAUAGUAAAGUUAUAUUUUAUACAGAUCUUUAUAAAUUAUAUGAAGAAUUAAAAGAUUUACUUUAUCAUGAAAAUAUUUGGCUUGAUACAUUACAAAAUAGAAUCUAUACAACAGGAAAUACUAAUGUUGAUCUCGAAGAUGCAUCUGAAGAACUUGAUAGUCUUGAACGUUUUCUUAAAGCUCAUUCAAGAUCUAAUUAUGAAAAAAUUUUUGAAGUAUCAGAUCGUCUUCAAACAAUAAAAGUGUCAAUACCAACAAUAAAUAGUCAAAUAAAUCAAUUUCGUAUGCGUUGGGAUCAAUUACAUGACGAUGUUGCGAAAAAAGUUCAUACGUUGAAUUCUCAAAUAUCUGAUUUUCAACAAUUAAGACAUCAAAUAACAGCUAUGUUUGAAUGGAUAAAUCAUACAGAUGCACUACUUAGUUCAAGAUUAAAAGAUGAUGUUUAUGCUAAUGAUGUACCGAGUGAAGCUGAAAAAUUAACUCUUGAAUUUAGUCAAUAUGAAACAUUUUUACGUAGCAUUGAAGAUAAAAUUCAUUCAUUACGUGUUAUAGGAAAACAUGAUGCUGCUAAACGACUUGAACAACAAUUUGUUUCAUUAAAAAAUCGAUUUAUUCAAUUAAAAAGUAAAUUUCGACAAUUUCAAAAACCAUCUGAUUUUGAACCAAAAUAUGCUAAAAUGCGUCAAAUUUUACAUGAUGUUGAACAAAAUAUGUAUACACUUGAAAUACGUUCUGAUGAUCCAGAUGUAAUUCAUAAUCAAUUAGAACAUUGUUUAAGACUUUAUAAAACUUUAUCAGAUAUUAAAUCUGAUGUUGAAUAUGUUAUUCGUAUUGGACGUAGUAUUGUUGAAAAAGGACAAACAGAUGAAUCAAAUGAAUUAACAAGACAGAUCGAUCAAUUAAAAACAACUUAUAAUAAUCUUGGAGCUAAAGUAUCAACAUUAAGAAAUCAAUUAGAUAGUGUUGAACGUCAUUUACGAAAAUUUCGUAAAGAAUAUUCUCAUAUUCAUGAAUGGUUUGUUAAAGCUGAUCAUGAAAUACGUAAAAUAGAAAAUAAACAAGUAUCAAAAAAUACAAAAGAAGAAAUUGAUUGGAUACGAACAACACGAAAUGAUAUUAAAAAACUUGAAGCUAAUUUUGAAAUAUUAAGAAAUUUAGAACGUACAAUACAAAAAGAUAUUGAAAGACCAUUACCUGGUCUUCAUGAAAAAAUAAAUGAAUUAAAACGACAAACUGAUCAAUUAGAUAGACGACUUAAAGAUCGUUCAGAAAUUGUUGAGACUGGCGUCAUACGUUCGACGUCAUCACAUUCUGAACCAUCACGUCGUUACCAUAAUUUACUUUAUAUUCCAUUUGAAUCGGGAUCUGAUUCAUCAUCAGGUAUAUCGGCAUCAUCAUCAACAACUCUUCCUCCUAUUGAAUAUAUUAUAUAUCCUAUUGGUUUACGUAAGGGUCAAGUGCGAAAAUUAGAAGAUGAUUAUCAAAGAUUUACUUAUAUAUAUAAAGAAAUCAUAACACGUUUGGAAAAAUUAGAUUCACUUUUAUCGGAUGCUGAAAGAGUUCUUGAUUUAACAAGAAUAUCACAAGUGCAAGAAGAAUUACGUAGUGUACGAAUUCAACUUGAUGAAAUACUUAAUCUUGGCCAAGAUCUUGUAUCAAAAAGUGAAACAUAUAGCAAACUUGUUGGCCCUGAUAUUGAAAAUAUAACACGUAAUUUCGAAGAAUUACAACGUCGUAUUCGUAUAAUACAGGAUAAGCAGGAUAAACGUAUACAAGACCAACAAACGACAACAACAACAACAACAUCAAAUAUUAAUCAAGAUGAUCAACGCGACGAUGUUCGUCGUGAAUAUUAUUCAGAAAAACGUUAUAAUCGUACUGAACGUGAAUCACAUCGUCGAUCACCAUCAGAAUCAUCAGAUAUAAGUACAACACAAGGUGUUAUUGAUGAAGAAUUUAAAAAAAAAUAUUUACGUUGUUUGGCUUAUAUGAAAUUAAUUGAACGUUUAUAUGAAAAUCAAUAUGAUACUGAUGAAGAUACUGACGUUAAACAUCGGAGAUUAUCCAAACGAGAACGAACUGUUCGUGAUCGACCAGAAUAUGAAGAAAUUGAAAGAAUUAUACGUGAAACAGAAGAACGAGCUUAUAUUGUUGAAAAAACUGAUGUUGAACAAGCACGUCGUAUAAGAGAAAAAAUUCGUCGACUUAAAGAUUGUUUAGAGAAUCUUAAAGUUCGUUCUGAACAAUAUCAAGCAAGUGAUGAAGUUGUUCGAUAUAAUGAACGAUAUGAAGAACAUGUUCGUACAACAGCUGGCGCAACAGUAGCAAAAGAACGAGAAAUGGAUUCCGAUUUUAUUUAUGAUAUUGAUGAUACACGUUCAGUAAUAAGUGAACCAGCACCACAACAUAAUGCAAAAUAUCGUAAAACAGUUCAUUCACUUGAACGUUAUAAAGCUGAUGAUCACGCACGUUAUAUUCCAUCAUAUGAAGAAUAUCAAUUACAACCAUUAUUACGUGUACGUAGUUUAAAAGCAAUUGAUCAUCAUACAUUAAGUGCACCAUCAUCACCAAUAUUACAACCACGUUAUCGUUCAUAUGAACGUUCGAAUGUUCAUUAUACAAAACAAGCAACAAAUCAACAAGGUCAUCAAGAUAAUUAUCAAAGUUCAAUAUCAAAAUCAGCUAGUAUGCCAAAUGGUGGUUUUCCAAUGCAUCAAUGUCUCUUGUCUUAUCCACCACCAGCACCACCUAGUUUUUGUCAUCAUCAACCUAUGACGUAUCGUGAACGUGUUAUUGAUAGACAUGUUGCUGAAAGAAGUACAUCACGUGGUGAAUCUCGUCGUCAACAACAGCAAGAAUCAAGUGGUCAUGUGCAACAACAACAACAACAACAACACCAACAACAGCAACAGCAACAACAAGUACGUUCAGCUAGUGCAAGUGGACAGACUCAGACACUUAAUCGAACAAUACCUGUUCAAUAUCAAACAUCAAAUGCAAAUACAUCUUCUGCUGCAUCAGGUGGUUUUCGAACAACAAAUGCGUAUUCACAAGAACAAUAUCCAACUUAUUUUUAUAAUGAACAGCAAAGUAGUGGCGGUGGCGGUGGUGGUGGUAGUUAUCGUCAACAAAUCAAUGAUCAACAGAUAUAUCCACCACAAAAUGUUGGUCGUCAUCCAACACGUAUUGCCAAUUAA
Messenger RNA from Rotaria sordida, 7416 nucleotides. Lineage: Eukaryota; Metazoa; Rotifera; Eurotatoria; Philodinida; Philodinidae. The record is from the annotation of a GenBank genome assembly.